AUGGUGGCGCGACUGACACGCUACCUGGCGGAGAGUGGUGUACUGCUGAACGCCGACCAGGCGCUGCGGCUGCGCGAGCUCUUCACGGUGCGGCUGGGACAGCGCUGGACCGGCGAGGCCACGCACGUGUCCAACAGGGGUCGCUGCGAGCACUGCGGCCUGGUGCUGCCCGAGGCGGUGCUGAGCGAGGCCGACUUCGCCGAGGUGCGCGACGCCCUGGACCGGCACGUGCUGAUCGGUGAGGACGUGUUCCAGACGUCCACGCCGCAGGAAGUGGAGCGCUUCCGCCGUUUCGUGGCGCGCACCGCCCCCUACGACGUCGUAGUGGACGGGCUCAACGUCAGUUUCGCCUGCUCCAAGAGAAAGGGGUCGCCGUUGUCACGCGCGCUCGUCCAGGUGGUCGAUCACUUCGCGGUUCGAGAGGGCAAGAAGGUCCUGGUGAUUGGCCGCUACCACAUGCAGGGGUGGAAGAAACAAGACAUGACGUAUGUCAAACGUCACGCCCUUCUCUUCACUGCAGACAACAUGUCGGCGGACGACGCCUUCCUGCUGUACGCCGUGAUGCACUCGCACCAGCGCACGCAGUUCGUGACGGGGGACUUCUUCCGGGACCACGCGGCCCGGCUGCCAGCCGCCAUCCGCUCCAAGUUCAACCGGCUGGUGCGCUCCAACCGGCUGGAGGUGGAGCACGUCACCAGCGCCGGCAACCUCAACAUCAAGGUGCCGAUUAUGCACGAGGUUCGGGCGCAGUGUGAUCCGGCCGGGGGCUGGCACGUGCCCUUCACGGAGGAGCCCCAGUCCAACACGAGCACGGCCACGCCUAGCCCCACGCAGCCGGUCACCAACAGAUGGCUCUGCCUUCGACCGGCCAGCUAACGGCGGCGGCCUCCCCGGGCCGGGCCCGGAUCCGAGACGCGCGUCUCUGCCGCUCAGUUCCCUCAGUCUCCAGCGGUGUCUUAGGCUGCCUGGACUUCGCAGGGAGCCAGCGGUGAAAUGUGCCGCCGGUGGCCGCAUUUGUACGCAGAAGACCAUGAGCGGUUUGGCAUGGACUGUGAGCUGCUUGCCUCAGCAGCAGCUCUCUGCAGCGUUCUGCGAGGGCACCAUUGCAGCUACAUUCUGAAUGUGCUGCUGGAGCUCUCCUGUGACUGGAGUGCACUGUUAGCUCAUGUUCCGGAAAUGCGAAUGGCCUGAUGGCCGGUGCACGUUUGAAAGUAGGCGGCCGACGCCCGGGUGGUUGUGCUGCCACCUAUUCCGAGCUCGGCCGCAUGGUAUCGGUAUGCGCCACGCUGGUCUGGGACGGUCACCCGACGGGCUUGCGAAGUGGUUUUUGCCGUAUGCUCGUUUUUGCGUGCUGUUCCCUUGUAACAAGAAUGUCGCGUGUGCCCAUGUUCAUGUAGCGGCGAGUGUCUUGCGGCUUUCAGACACCGACGUGAACCGUGAGUGGUGCUUUAAUAAGAAGAACACCAAUAUGCAUGCCGCAUGAUGUGUUUCUCAAGAAACAGGAAGUUUAGGCCGACUGAAUCUAGGACAAAUCUAAAAAAAGGUUAAACUGGGUAUGUAACACCCAUUGAUACCAUGCGCAUCAUUGGCUAUCGUGGCAAAUUAGAAACGAGUCCGUAGGUCGUCUGUCGAUUAGAAUAGCAAAAUAUGUAGGAAUGGCAGGUGUUAGGGUAGGUAAAGUAUUUAAGAAUGAUGGUAAAAAUUCUGAGGAAGAAGGGCUUUCAGUCUUAUUAGUAUUUCGACUUGCGAUCUAUCGCAUACCAUCGUAUCAUAUGGGCGGAUUGAUCGUGUUCAAAUGAACGAAGUAUUUAUGCCCAAUCACGGAUUUCUGUCAUGCGUGGGUAUAUGUUAUGGGCGCCAAAUGACCACUGCAGUCAAGGCGCCCCUAAACUCAAAUAAACA
Pollicipes pollicipes is the source of this 1902-nucleotide messenger RNA. Its product is annotated as mitochondrial ribonuclease P catalytic subunit. Bases 1 to 876 code for a protein of 291 amino acids. Gene Ontology annotation, molecular function: ribonuclease P activity. NCBI's taxonomy places the organism in Eukaryota, Metazoa, Arthropoda, Thecostraca, Pollicipedomorpha, Pollicipedidae. Gene Ontology annotation, biological process: mitochondrial tRNA 5'-end processing; tRNA 5'-leader removal. The transcript has 5 exons. The record is from RefSeq and is a predicted model, not a curated record. Gene Ontology annotation, cellular component: mitochondrion; mitochondrial ribonuclease P complex.